CCCACAACAUGAGUCCCAGAGAGGAAGAUUGGAUUUCACAAGAGCUGACACCUAGAAUUGUUUGCUUAUGUACAAGGUCCACAUUUUGAGCCUCAGCUCAGCAAUCUCUGGAGGAGACAGACCUAAACUCAGUCUGAGAGAUCUUGCCGAACUGACACCAUCAGAGGGAAAUUUCAUAGCCUGGAAGUCUGCUCUUCAUUUGUUCCUGGGGACACCUGCAAAGACUGGUGUGGAGACAGCUUUCCAGGCUAAGGUACCUUCCAUGAUGUUCCCACUGCAAGGUGCCCAAAUGCUGCAGUCACUGGAGAGGUCCUUGAGGAAGAGCCUUCCUGAAUCCUUAAAGGUUUAUGGGACUGUCUUCCACAUGAACCAGGGAAACCCAUUCAAGCUGAAGGCUCUAGUGGACAAGUGGCCUGAUUUUAACACAGUGGUUAUCCGCCCUCAGGAGCAGGAGAUGACAGAUGAUCUUGAUCACUACACCAAUACUUACCAAAUCUACUCCAAGGACCUCAAGAACUGUCAGAAAUGUCUUGUCUCACCAGAAGUCAUCAACUGGAAACAGCAUUUGCAGAUCCAAAGUUCACAGCCCAGCCUGAAUGAGGUGAUACAAAAUCUUGCAGCUACUAAAUCCUUCCAAGUCAAGCAAACACAUUGCAUUCUCUAUAUGAUGGCUGAGACGAUAAAGAAACUAGUUCCUUCCCUGCUGGAGGGAAAGAACUUAUCACCCAACAGUGGCAAACCCAAGGCCAUCUGCCAAGAGAUGUUUAAACCCUCCUCCCUGGAUGUUACCCACGCUGCCUUGGUGAAUAAAUUCUGGCAUUUUGGCGGCAAUGAGAGGAGCCAGAGAUUCAUCGAGCGCUGUAUCCAGAACUUCCCCACCUUCUGCCUGCUGGGGCCUGAGAGGACGCCUGUAUCCUGGAACCUGAUGGACCAGACAGGAGAGUUACGGAUGGCGGGUACCCUGCCUGAGUACCGGGCCCAUGGCCUUAUCACCCAAGUCAUCUAUUCCCAUAGUCACUAUCUAAACAAACUUGGCUUCCCCAUAUAUUCUCACGUUGACAAGAGUAACAAAACUAUGCAGAAAGUUUGUAAGAAACUUGACCAUAUCACCAUACCCUGUGGCUGGAACCAGUGGCACUGUGUGCCCCUGUGAAGCAGCCCUGCACAGAAGACCAUGUCAGAUAGGCCUGGGAAGACACAAAGAAUAAGUUAUAAUUGUAAUCAUCAGUAAAGGAAUGGCACUGUUUGGGCUCCAGGGAAGCAGUGUGAUUGGUCAGCAAGACCACCCCAGUCCCUGCACUCGAACUGCAGAUGGGAUUCCUUUAGAUUUAUCACUAUGAAGCAGCCCAGGUACUCCUUCACUGGGCCCCACAGAAUUUAGCCUCCCAUACUUCUGGGAUCUCUGUGAUGCUCCUUCAUCAGCUACCUGGUGCCCCAAAUAGCUUCUCCUAGAACUCCUAGUAUAUGGAUUGGUAGAGCCCUGCCAAAUCUUCCAGGAAAGGGUAAUAUUUCCUGGGCAUUAUAACUUAUUCCUCUUUCUUUCUAUGGCCUUUUCCUUAGUACUCAGCAAGCAUAUUCUGCUCAUUAGGUCUGUAGAGAUUAUCUUUUCCUCUGAUUACUGCUUUAGAGGUAGACUAAAUAUAUACAAGUACAUAGGAGAAAUUAGGUUAAAUGUGAUACACAUGAUAUAGCAGAGAGGGUUAAUAA
Messenger RNA from Herpailurus yagouaroundi (jaguarundi), 1707 nucleotides. RefSeq names its product glycine-N-acyltransferase (gene GLYAT). Gene Ontology annotation, biological process: glycine metabolic process. The record is from RefSeq and is a predicted model, not a curated record. Gene Ontology annotation, molecular function: glycine N-acyltransferase activity; glycine N-benzoyltransferase activity. NCBI's taxonomy places the organism in Eukaryota, Metazoa, Chordata, Mammalia, Carnivora, Felidae. The transcript is spliced from 6 exons. Gene Ontology annotation, cellular component: mitochondrion. The coding region runs from base 68 to 1153 and encodes 361 amino acids.